AUGGCCAACUUUUUGCGACAAGCCAUACAAUUCAUAGAGAAAGGAACCAGUAUACCUGCGAGAAAGAAGAUCCAUAGAGAUCUUGAUCAGAGAGCUGCAGCAAUAGUGCAAAUCAGUAAUACAUUGGCGUUCCGCAAAGGGGCAGUUAUUGAGUAG
Molecule: messenger RNA, 156 nt
Organism: Sclerotinia sclerotiorum 1980 UF-70
Lineage: Eukaryota; Fungi; Ascomycota; Leotiomycetes; Helotiales; Sclerotiniaceae
Exons: 3
Coding region: 1-156 (51 amino acids)
Source: RefSeq, a predicted model, not a curated record